This is a messenger RNA of Euleptes europaea (tarantolino), 1314 nucleotides long. It is a transcript of the gene NPY1R, whose product is annotated as neuropeptide Y receptor Y1. Gene Ontology annotation, cellular component: neuron projection; plasma membrane. NCBI's taxonomy places the organism in Eukaryota, Metazoa, Chordata, Lepidosauria, Squamata, Sphaerodactylidae. The transcript is spliced from 2 exons. Gene Ontology annotation, molecular function: neuropeptide binding; neuropeptide Y receptor activity. The record is from RefSeq and is a predicted model, not a curated record. Gene Ontology annotation, biological process: G protein-coupled receptor signaling pathway. The coding region runs from base 152 to 1306 and encodes 384 amino acids.
ACCAACGGCAUGAACCUUUCUGUGGCAGCUUUUGCUGGGAGCCUGUUGUUUGUAUAAUGAGAAAAAUCUGACCUCUUGAAUGUGCUUCUGAAAAAUCCAUUGCCGUUUCAAACUAUAGCUCAGCGUGGUCCGUGAGCGGGAAUAACCCACCAUGAAUAAAUCAUUUCUCUCCUUGACUGGAAACUAUUCUAUUCAGAAUGUUUCAGAAGAGACUUCCAGACUCUCACACUUUGAGGAUGAAGACUGUCACGUGCCCUUGGCAAUGGUGUUCACCUUGGCCCUGGCUUACGGGGCCGUUAUCCUCCUUGGCAUUUCUGGAAACCUGGCCUUGAUCAUCAUCAUCUUGAAACAGAAGGAGAUGCGCAACGUUACCAACAUCCUCAUCGUCAACCUUUCCUUUUCAGACCUCCUCAUUACCAUUAUGUGUCUUCCCCUCACAUUUGUGUACACUUUAAUGGACCACUGGGUUUUUGGGGAGGCCAUGUGCAAGCUGAACUCUUAUGUGCAGUGCGUCUCCAUCACGGUCUCUGUUUUCUCUUUGGUCCUCAUUGCCGUCGAGCGCCAUCAACUGAUUAUCAACCCCCGUGGCUGGAGACCAAACAACAGACAUGCCUACAUAGGAAUUGCUGCCAUGUGGAUUGUUGCCCUGGCCUCCUCUUUGCCUUUCUUGGUGUAUCACGUACUCACUGAUGAACCCUUCAAAAAUCUAACUGUAGAGGGAUACAAGGGCAAAUACGUGUGCUUGGAUGCAUUUCCUUCAGACACAAUCAGGCUGUCCUAUACCACAGCUCUCUUGAUCAUACAGUACUUAGGACCACUUUGUUUUAUAUUUAUUUGCUACUUAAAGAUAUACAUACGCCUAAAAAGAAGGAGCAACAUGAUGGACAAGAUGAGAGACAAUAAAUACAGAUCCACCGAGACUAAAAGGAUCAACAUCAUGCUUAUGUCUAUUGUGGUGGCCUUUGCUGUCUGCUGGCUGCCUCUGACUAUCUUUAAUACCGUCUUUGACUGGAAUCAUGAAAUUCUACCCAACACAACUUGCAGCCAUAACUUGUUGUUUUUAAUCUGUCACCUCACAGCGAUGAUCUCGACCUGUGUGAACCCCAUUUUCUACGGGUUCCUCAACAAAAACUUCCAAAGGGACUUGCAGGUUUUAUUUCGCUUCUGCGAUUUUAAUGUAAGGGAUGACGAUUACGAGACGAUAGCGAUGUCCACAAUGCACACGGACAUUUCCAAAACCUCGUUGAAGCAAUCCAGCCCCAUCGCUUUUAAAAAAAUCAGUGACAGUGACGAUGAAAAAAUAUAAUUAAACCU